Messenger RNA from Oryza sativa Japonica Group (Japanese rice), 1608 nucleotides. Its product is annotated as acyl-coenzyme A oxidase 4, peroxisomal. Gene Ontology annotation, cellular component: peroxisome. Gene Ontology annotation, biological process: fatty acid beta-oxidation. The record is from RefSeq and is a predicted model, not a curated record. NCBI's taxonomy places the organism in Eukaryota, Viridiplantae, Streptophyta, Magnoliopsida, Poales, Poaceae. Gene Ontology annotation, molecular function: flavin adenine dinucleotide binding; acyl-CoA dehydrogenase activity.
GGUCUUGUAAUGGGGUCUUCGGAGCUAAGGUCGCCGGCUUUGAAGUUGUCCAUAGCUUGCCCCAAGCUCACACCAGCAGCAUCUACCUUUCCAGCGGCAGCAUCCAACUACUAUCAGCUUGAUGAACUGCUAACAGAAGAGGAAAAGGAUUUACAAAUGAAUGUCCGACAGUUUAUGGAGAAGGAAGUUGCUCCAAUAAUACCCAAGUUCUGGGAGAAGGCAGAAUUUCCGUUACAUCUUAUUCCAAAGAUGGGUUCUCUCGGAAUUAUUGGAGGGAUUAUCAAGGGCUAUGGAUGUCCUGGACUUUCUGGGACAGCUCACGCCAUGUGUUUUCUAGAGAUCGCUCGUGUGGAUGCAAGCAUUGCCUCAUUCUUCCUGGUUCAGUCAUGCCUCGCAAUGCUUAGCAUUGCACAACUCGGGUCGGAAGCCCAGAAGGAGAAGUAUUUGCGGUCAUUGAGCAAAAUGCAUAAAGUUUGCGUAUAUGCCUUGACAGAGCCGAACCAUGGUAGUGAUGCAAGCUCCCUUAGCUCCACAGCUAGAAAGGUUCCAGGAGGGUGGAUCCUCAAUGGGCAGAAGCGAUGGCCGGCCAACGGCAGUUUUGCGGAUGUGUUCGUCGUUCUUGCCUGCAAUACCAGUAAUAAUCAGAUUAACGGGUUCAUUGUGAAUGGUGGGUCCCCAGGGCUUAAGAUCAGCAAGAUCGAGAACAAGACGUCGCUGAGGGUUGUCCAGAACUGUGACAUUCUGCUGGAGGACGUGUUCGUCCCUGACGAUGACCGUCUUCCCGGCGCCAACUCUUUCCAAGACCUAGUGAAGGCCCUCUCUUUCUCUUGCGUCAUCGUUGCCUGGAUCAGCAUCGGCAUUGCAGCAGGGGUUUAUGAUGCAUGCUUACGGUAUCUGGGGGAGAGGAAGCAGUUCGGGGCGCCAUUAGCGGCGUUCCAGCUGAACCAGGAGAAGCUAGUGAGGAUGCUGGGCAACAUCCAGGCGAUGUGGCUCCUCGGCUGGCGUCUCUGCAAGCUGCACGAUUCCGGCAGGAUGACCACUGGCCAGGCCAGCCUGGGGAAGGCAUGGAUCACAAAGCAGGCACGGGAGACGGUCGCCUUGGGCAGGGAGUUGCUCGGUGGCAACGGCAUCGUCACCGAUUUUCACGUCGGCAAGGCAUUCUGCGACAUGGAAUCCAUAUACACGUAUGAGGGCAGCUACGAAGUAAACGUGCUCGUCGCUGCCCGAGAGAUCACGGGCAUCGCCAGCAUUAGGCCGACUAGCCGGCUCUAGUUGCUGAACAUCGUGCUGUGCACAUAUGGCACACCAAGUAACAGCUAGCUAGCGCGUAUAAGAAGGAACGUCCAUGCGACCAGGCCCGGUGUUAAAGCACAAAUUUCUAGGCUAGCUAGCUGUCUCUGAAGGUCUGAUUGGAACAUCUUUCCAAUAAUUUUAUGGUAUAUGAAGUUCAUCUCGUAAUAUAUACUUGUUGGUAUACACAGUACAUCCAACCAUCAAGUUAAAUUAACACUUCAUAGCUUUUUUCUGUACACAAUAUAUGUGUCGUGGUAUUGUAACACAUAUACAUAUAUAUAUAACAGGUUACGCGUAUGAUUAUUAUCUCUUAUC